AUGGAAGCAUCGGGCAUCGUGACCUCCAAGAAGCUGCAGAUCGUCCCGGAUGAGGAGGAAGGACGCUGCGUGAAGAGCAUCGCAGCAAUCGAGAAAGGCGAGGUGCUCGUACAGCUUCCCCAGGCAUCAGCUGCGUCCGUACAGAUGUCGGAUACUGCGGGCCCUGGAGAAGGCUUAGAACCCUUGGCUGGCUGGUGGUCAAGGCAUACCCGGAGUUCCAUCCGGCUAGCUGCAGCCUUGGUUCUUCAAAGGGAGAAGUUCCAGCCCUACAUAGAUAUGCUCUACCCCAUGGAGAGCAUCUAUGCCCCGUGGUUGUGGGAGGAUCAGGAUUUACAAUUUCUUCCAGAGAAGCUGGCUGCGAGCGCUGCAGCUCGCAGGAAAGCCUUGGAGAGCGCAU
Symbiodinium pilosum is the source of this 397-nucleotide messenger RNA. Lineage: Eukaryota; Dinophyceae; Suessiales; Symbiodiniaceae. The record is from the annotation of a GenBank genome assembly.